AUGCAAAAUGGCAAAAGACGAAUUGGCGCUCGAGUUCCAUCGAACAAUUCAAGGAGUACUAAUCACAGCGAGAGUUUAAGCGAAUCGAUUAGUCUUCAAAGAUCCGUUGAAUGCCCAAUUUGUGGGUUGGAGUUACCAAACUUACAGUCCUUAAAUGAUCACAUAGACAUCACUCAUAUUACCCUGGAAGAAGAAACACAGCCAAAGCAUCAAGACUUUGUCAAUUCUUGGUUUUUGAGAACGAUCAAUGGAGCCACUACCCUGCACGCAAAAGCUGCCCAGCGGUUGCUGAAGCUGGAACCUUAUGAACAAAAUGGGGAUCAGACUGGUGCUAUCGGUAUUGAAGCUACAAAGCUUACGGAUCCGGUUAUUGCGAGAGAGCAUUGGCAACCAGAAGUUGCCGAUAUGAAAUGCUAUGAUCCCACUUGUGACAAAGUCUUAAAUUUUGUGAAUGGACGUAUCCAUUGUCGCAGGUGUGGUUAUGUAUUUUGCAACUAUCAUACUCUAUACCAAGCUAAGCUUUCGGUUUCAGCAGGUUAUGAUCCAGAUUUUGGAUUUUGGUCCCGCGUAUGCAAACAAUGUUACGAAAAUCGGCCAGGCUACGACGAUGUACAUGGCCAAUCUCGUUCUCGAUUUCCCACCUUCGAAAGCUUUCGGAAGCCGAUUGCUGACAAAAGGAGGAUCGAGUUUCUUCGUUUAGAGAAGCGCAUGCAGCGACUUCAAUUUCUAUGGUCCUCCGAAGAGGUAUCCGUUUUAGAUGCGUUACUGAAGAACAAAGCAAAGAAAAUGGAACAGGAAAUUGUAAAUUGGCAAGAAGACUCAGAGGUGGAAACGUGUCCUGAAUGUGAAAACGAGUUUACUUUAACUCGCCGUCGGCGGCAUUGUCGGUUAUGUGGAAGAGUUGUUUGUCGAUUCUGUGUGCUCGAAAUUUUGCAUUCGAAUCAUUUCCAAAAUCUUUUGAUUUGCAAUUCGUGCAAUCAAAAUUAUUUCAAAACCCUCGCCUUUCGAAAAGACAAGAAGCAUAUUCCGGGGUAUGUAUUACACAUCAACCAUUUACAGGUGUUUCGCCAUGCGCUUCAAAACUACAUCAAAUUAUACAAAGAAAACUUGGCAGAAUUACUGAGUGGAAGUGUAGUCACUCAAGAGUUGCUACGCAAAACGAAGGAAGUUCGUCAAAGAUUUUCAGACUUGUGCUUGAAGUAUGAAUCUACGAUCAAAAAAAUUUCCUCUUAUUCAGUAAAUACAGAAGACGAAGAACGCCUAAAACAUUGCAUAUGUGCCGAAGGAAAGAGCUUCUUACAAGAGACAGCUCUUCAUUUACAAGCUAUUCCUCGGCUCCAAGUUGGACAAAGCUGGUCUUCACAGAUGGAACAAGAUACACUAGCUAGGAAGAAAGAAGCUGAAGAAAAGCAAAAUGAAUAUAUGCAGAUGAAAAUCGUGAUAGAGGAACAAGUGUUCCUUGUUGAAGACAUGAUACGAAAGGCCAAACUUAAACGAAAGUUCUCCGAAGUAGAUACUCUAGUGCAAAGUUUAAGGCCUUUGCAGGAUGAAAUUCGGAAGCUUGAAGAAAGCAUUGAAGAACUGAAUGUAUCUUAA
This is a messenger RNA of Schizosaccharomyces osmophilus, 1596 nucleotides long. RefSeq names its product prevacuole/endosomal FYVE tethering component Pep7 (gene pep7). The transcript has a single exon. The record is from RefSeq and is a predicted model, not a curated record. Lineage: Eukaryota; Fungi; Ascomycota; Schizosaccharomycetes; Schizosaccharomycetales; Schizosaccharomycetaceae. Gene Ontology annotation, molecular function: metal ion binding. The coding region runs from base 1 to 1596 and encodes 531 amino acids.